Messenger RNA from Entrophospora sp. SA101, 1470 nucleotides. NCBI's taxonomy places the organism in Eukaryota, Fungi, Glomeromycota, Glomeromycetes, Entrophosporales, Entrophosporaceae. The record is from the annotation of a GenBank genome assembly.
AUGUCGCACAAACGUAGACAUUUUUAUUAUAUUGUUGAAAGACUUGUACAAUUUGAAAGUAUUCUUAGUACAAAAGAUUUAAAUGAGGAUCAUAUUAUAGAUCUAUACAAGUUUCGACAUCUAUGUUUUCGUGGGAUUCCUGAUGAGCCUGGUAUCAGACAAAAAAGUUGGAAGAUAUUAUUAGGUUAUUUGCCAACUGACAAAAGGAAAUGGCAUAAAACACUUGAUGAAAAUAGAGAAACUUAUUACCCAUUAAAUUCAGCGCCAAAUUCAAAAUGGGCAGAAUAUUUUGCGGACAAUGUAAUAUUAGAGCAAAUAGAUAAUGAUGUAAGACGGACAUUACCAGAUCUUGCAUUUUUUCAUUUACCAGUACCGCAUAGUUCACUAUGUCCACUAAAUUUGACAAAUGACGAUGAUAUGAGCAAUUAUAGUGAUUCCACUGUGAUGACACCAAAUUCUGAAUUAGAUGCUGAGGUUGCUGCUUUAGAAGCUCAAUUAACCAUAAUAGCCGUUAUAAGAGGGGGAGGAGGGUCUGAUGGGUCAUGUGAUGAUGGAGAGAUAGAUUUACACUGGGAAGCGAUAGAAAGAAUCUUAUUUAUCUAUGCAAAGUUAAAUCCUGGCGUUGGAUACGUACAAGGAAUGAAUAAGAUACUUGGACCAAUUUAUUAUACCAUGGCAAACGAUAGUGAUGAAAAGGGAAGAGCACAUGCAGAGGCAGAUUCAUUUUUUAUAUUUACAUUGUUGAUGUCACAUGUUCGUGAUCAUUUUGUUGGAAGCUUGGAUAUGGAUGAUUCGACUGGUAUUGGGCAUACAAUGAAAAAAUUAAAUAGACGAUUAAAAAAUUUUGCGUAUGAUUUAUGGGCUGAUUUAGAAAAAAAAGGAUUACAUCCAACUUACUACUCAUUUCGAUGGAUAACAGUAAUGUUAACACAAGAAUUCACAUUGCCAGAUGUAAUUAGAUUAUGGGAUUCUAUAUUCGCAGAUAGAGAUGUUGAAGAGUCAAAUAAAAAACAAUUACUUGCGGGAACAUUACAAGAUAAUAUAAAAUUAUUGCAGAAUUAUCCAAUACAAGACCCAUUGAUAGUAUUAUCAGAAGCAUAUGUAAUGCGAGAGGAAAGAUUGUUGGCCAAGCUAAAUGGAGAAGAUAUCGACAUCUCAUCAGACACAGAAGCAGAAGAUAACGAAUAUUACGCAUCAUAUGGAGCUAGUGGAAAUGUAUAUUACGAUAAUUACCAAAAUAAAUCACUGUCAAUAUAUAAUAAUAAAAAUCCAAUAACGACAACAACAGCUAUAAAUGCAACAUAUCAACGAGCUCAAGAAGUAAAGCUUAAAGGAUUGGCCAUGUUGAGAAAAGUCAAAGAUGUAAUGAAUGGUGCUAGUGCUAAUGGUAAUAUCAGUAGUAAUGCUAAACAUUCGGAACCAAAUGAUUUGGAUGCAUUAAUGGAACUACAAAAAGAAGGCUUGAUCUGA